Molecule: messenger RNA, 1157 nt
Organism: Rhincodon typus (whale shark)
Lineage: Eukaryota; Metazoa; Chordata; Chondrichthyes; Orectolobiformes; Rhincodontidae
Gene: hmx2
Product: H6 family homeobox 2
Exons: 2
Coding region: 1-993 (330 amino acids)
Biological process (GO): regulation of transcription by RNA polymerase II
Cellular component (GO): nucleus
Molecular function (GO): DNA-binding transcription factor activity, RNA polymerase II-specific; RNA polymerase II transcription regulatory region sequence-specific DNA binding
Source: RefSeq, a predicted model, not a curated record
AUGCAAAUCAGCCAACGCCACUGCCUCGGCAGCAGAUCAAUACAGGUUUACGGGACGCUGAGAAUGCAUUCAGCCAGUGCAUGCUCAGGGAAAACGACUGCAGAACAAAGCCACAACAAUUUACGCCGCCUAACACGCCUGCAAGCGAUUGUAAGUAAGUUUCUUUCCUUUUUUUAUGAACGCAGAAUGAGCAACAAAGACGACAUCACAAAGUGUUCCCCUGCCCCGAUCUCCAGCUUUACGAUACAGUCCAUACUUGGGACAUCGUCGGAGGAAGAACGCACAGGUUGCAAUGACAAUGCAAAGGUAAAUACCAGGAAGCGCUGUUUGUCCGACUCCUCGGACGAAGAGUUAACCGAGGAAGGAUACAAAGACCUCGCCUGCUUCUGUUCUGACGCUGGCCCCACAGAGCCCUGUCGCAGACACCAGACUAUCAGCUACACUUGUGUGAGUAAUACUAAAGGAGUUGGCACCGCUGGGCAGGAAAGUGCGGAGAGAAGGCAGCAGCAGUACCUGUCGCAAGAUGGUCAGGUUUUCAAGGAAGAAAAAGAGAAAAAUUGCACGCAGACAUCAACAGACAGACAAAGAGAGGGAGACAGACAAGGGAAUCCGACCAAGAAGAAGACUCGCACGGUUUUCUCUCGCAGCCAAGUUUACCAACUAGAAUCCACCUUCGACAUGAAGCGUUACCUUAGCAGCUCGGAAAGAGCCUGCCUCGCCACCAGCCUCCAGCUCACAGAGACCCAGGUCAAAACCUGGUUCCAGAACCGCAGGAACAAGUGGAAGCGACAGCUCUCAGCAGAACUCGAGGCAGCCAACAUGGCCCACGCGUCAGCGCAGACUCUGGUCGGAAUGCCUCUCGUUUUCAGAGACAAUUCUCUUUUGAGGGUUCCAGUCCCCAGAUCAAUUGCAUUCCCAGCUCCUUUGUACUACCCAGGCAACAACCUUACAGCUCUUCCCUUCUACAAUCUCUACAACAAAAUCGAAUACUGACAUUUUCUGCUCCACGUAUCUUUAUAACUGUUUAACAAUUAAAUUGUAUAUUUAUAUAAUAUCCGUAUCUGUUUAAAAUAUAUCUUUCUUAUAUGCAGCCACUUGCAUAAUUAUAAAGACAAUGUGCUUCUCUAUAAAUUGUAUUAAAUAUACAGUGUAUAUAU